Bactrocera dorsalis (oriental fruit fly) is the source of this 4054-nucleotide messenger RNA. RefSeq names its product probable serine/threonine-protein kinase tsuA. The transcript is spliced from 6 exons. Bases 328 to 2523 code for a protein of 731 amino acids. The record is from RefSeq and is a predicted model, not a curated record. Lineage: Eukaryota; Metazoa; Arthropoda; Insecta; Diptera; Tephritidae.
UGGAAAUUACGAAACUGCAGAGAAUAAACAAAACUAAAUGGAAAGGAUUUUUUUUGAACUUCUUAUGCAUGCAAAUUCGCGAAUAUUGUUCAAAAGCGAAAUCCUGAAAGGAAUAUGAAAAAGUUGAAAGUAGAUCCGAUAGGAAUUUUUCAAGCAGGUUCAAUUUUUCUUGUAAGAAAAAACUGAAAUUUUUUCUUAUUAGCAAAGCAUAUCAAAAAACCUAUUACCGUUAAUUGAAAAACAUAAAUAAAAACAGUGCUGUGUGCGAAAUUGUAUUUUAGUGUUUUCUAGUUAUAAAUUUAGCAGUUUAGCAGCAAAACUACAGAAAUGAAUAAUAUGGAUCACGUAAAAAAUUUUUAUCCUGAAAAUUAUAAACUGGAUCUGUCGGAAACAAUGAAGGCAGCGCUAUCAAAAGGGCCAGGUGGUGUGGGUCUUGGCGGUGGGGGCGGUGGAUCAGGCAGCGCUGGUAGUAGUGGUGGUGGACAUGGAAUGGGUGCGGCAGUAUCACAUAAUGAAAUACAGACUGGCGGAAGUACCGGUAUUCCUGGUGUUGGAUACGUAACAGAAAAGUUAUACAUGCUAUUGCAGCUCUACUUGCAAAACAAAGGAUGGAACCCAAGUGCUGAAUUAUUGCAAUGUUUUACGGAUCUCAAAGAUAAUGCCAUGUUACCUAGCGCUGCCUAUUUGCAAGUUCUGGCUAAUCGUUUAACUUUGGACACACAAGGGCGUUUAAUAUUGCGAGAAAAUGGCAAAAUUGUCCUUCCAUUUGAACAUUUCGCCAACGCAGUGAUGCUAAAACACAUGUCUGGUCCACAUGGACUGCAUUUGAGUGUUGAGGCUACUGUGCGUGCAGUGAUUGAAUCUUAUACAAUCGGUCGUGAAAAUUUUGGCAUGGAAAAGGAAUUUAUAAUAGAAGUUGUUCAGUCUUGUCCUAGUCCGGCUUGCCGUUAUUAUAAGAAUCAUCUUGGUAUGUCACCGUUGCCAUUUAUGGAUCAACAAUUCGCAGGCGUAAAUCACGCAGAUUUCCUACAACAUUUGCCACACCUACCCCCACCACCGCCUCACCCCAUGGUUCCUGGAUCCACAAACAGCGGUGUCUCUUCUGCGGGGUCCUCAUCCUCAAGUGGAGGCAAUAGUAAUAUUACUGGUUCAUCUGGUGGUUCUGUUAGUGCAGGCGGAGAAGUCGACUUAACGAAAAGCUCCACAACAUCACACUCAACUGGAAAGGUGCCGGUCCCCACUCAACUUCAAAUGCUUACAAAGCAACAACAAAACAGUAUACAAUCACAAUUGUCGCAGCUUAGUGCAGCUGCUGCAGCAGCAGCCCACCAUCAACAGCAACAACAAGCCGCUGCUGCUGCAGCUGCUGCUGCCGCCGCUAAACAACAACAGCAACAGGCACAAGCGGCGGCUGUUGCUCAACAACAACAACAGCAGCAACUGACAGCGGCACUUUUACAGCAACAACAGAGUCGGGCAUUAGCUCAGCAAAGUUUGGAAAAAUUCAAUAACUUGAGUGCUUUGGAGAAACAACGUGUGCUACAACAAUUAGACCCAAAACAUUUCGAUCCAAUGGCUGUGGCUGCAGCAGCUGCCAAUUUACAAAUGCAGGGCAUUAGUGAUUUUAGGGUUGCCGCUAUCGCUGCUGCAGCCGCACAGGCAGCUGGAGGAUCUCCUAUGUUGCCAUCAUCUUCGACUGCUGCAUGUGGUGCACCGAUAAGCGGUAGUAAUGCCCUUAACAGCAGUAAUAGCAGUAUGACCGGAAGUGGUAAUAACAGUAAUAGUACUACUGGCAUUGGAAACUGUGGCGGUACUUUAAGUGGAGCCUCCGUUUUGCCAUCAACGGUUGGUAGCAUGAACAACAGUGGAGGCAGCAAUAGCAGCGCAAGUAGUGCGGGACACAUUCCUGUUAACAACACAAGUAACAACAACAUCAUUGGUGUAAGUGGCAAUGUCAGCAGCAACAAUUCUCACCAUAGUCAUCAAUUGCCGCCUCCAUCACAAUCGCCUAGUGCGCACUCCAGUCAUUCUUCGUCAUCAUCUUCAUCGCACUCCGCUGAACAAAUUGUUCAGAAAAAUGUAGAACUUUUGCGUUCUAAUUUGGAAUCUAUUGAAUCGAACAAAGACUUGCUGGCAUUGCAUAAUGGCGCAUGGACUGUACCGGAUAAUAAUCGCGAACCUUUACCAGUGGGCCAAGAUAAAAUAGUGCGUAUUUUCACUGAGCUAAUGAGAAAUAUGGCGCGCAUGAAAACCUAUAUACGUCCGUCUAUGUGUAAACCAUACGGCAAACAAAGCGAGAGCUUACAGAAAACACUAUUGGAUACAAUACAGAUUGUACAAACCUUGCGUAAUUGCUUGCCAGCACCACACAUCCCGGUGUCCUCGUGGAAAAGUGAAAGUGAAGGUAACACUGGUUUAAUAACUGCGAAUAACGGUUCUGUAGGUAGUACGAGUAACAGCAUAAUGGGUGGAGUAGGUGCUGGUUUAAUGGUGACUAAUAGAGUGGAAAAUUUGACCAACUGAAUGUAAGCAAAAUAUUUCCUUUUUCUCAUUCUAUUUCUAUUUUUUAGUUUUGUUAAUUUAAAUUUAAAGUCUUUUGUGUUUUACUCCACGUCGUUCAAAAGAGAGACGGUUCCAUAAACUGGAUUGAUAAAAAACAAGCAAUUGCACAUUUUUAUGUACAAAUUUUUCUCCCAAUCUUCUAAAAGAGUUACUCUUAGAAGAUGUGUGUGUUUUUUUUUUGCUGCGCUGGAAAAUAUUAUUUCAGAAAUUCAUAAAUCAUGAAACUUGUUGUUCCUUUUCUCACCCAACAAUAUCUCAUCAAGUUAGACACAACGAACCGUACUAUUUUCUGUUCGUUCGUGUUUUUAAAUUGUUUUAACAAUACUAAUUAAAACUCGCAAGCCAAGAACAAGACUGAAACAUUAAGAGACUUGGUACUAAUAGAAAAUGGAAUAUGGUUGGUGUAGAGAAUGUUUUAUUAGUAUUAACCCUGUUUGAUAUCAUAUCUCAACUCAAGCUUGAUAGAAGCGUUUAAAAGUUUUAAAUUAGAGGGCAUUUAAAAAUCGUUCUACUUAAAAAGUCCGAUAUUAAUUCACAGUAGUUUUAGCAAAAAAAAAAGGAUAAAUAAAUAAAACCUAAAAGUUUAUGCAUAUUUAGAUGUUAGAUUAAGUGCACAAUUGAUUUAGCUCAAGCUGUCUUUAGUUGCAUAAGAUAACACUUAAUUCCAUAAAAAUGAACGUUAUGCACUAUUCUCAGGCAUAUUUCAUAACAAAUUUUUUGACGAUAUCUGGUUUAGAAAGGAGUUUAAUACUUAUACAUUUUGCUUUUAACAAAGAAUACUAAUCACGUUAUAAAUUUGAGAAUCAAGUAAUUAGAUAUUGGCAAAGACUUUCUAAACUAAGCUUUUGUGCCAAUGAGCUGUAGUGUCAAACGCAUUUAAUAUUUUAAACAAAAAAUGCGCAAAGGUUUUUAAAACCGUAAAAUAGGCACAUGUGCAAUUCCAAUAUAAAUGUUGAUAGAAGUAGAUUAAAUCGAAAUACGUACAUACAUAAUAAUAUAUAUAAAUACAUACAAACAUAUGUACUAUAUAUACGUAUGCCCAGAGUAUAUGUUCAGUAAUUCACUUCCACAUAGUAUAAACGGCUUGCAAUAAUUAAUCAAAAUGAAAUUACGUAAUGGCGCUAACUAGUGCACAAUAUUAAUUAAACUUAUUAUAUGAAGAGUUGUGAAAUAAACGUUUUCAGUUUUUUCUGCAUUAUAUUUGUAAGUGCCAUGUUUUAAAAUUUAAAACCGACUGAGCUCGUCUAAGUUUUUAUUAAUACACGUAUAUAUAUUGUAUGUGUGUUCUAACAAAAUAUGUUAAGUGUCCCUGUUCUUUUUUAUUGUUUUAAUAACGUAACAUUUCCUAAGCUUAUUACAUUCAAAUGCCAGUACGGAUCAUGUUUUGUUUCUUUUUUAUAAAUUCAGUGGUAAGUAAGAAAGAAAUUUUUGGCGAAAACUGUGAUACAUGAAAUUCUAUAUUUUAUAUUUUGUCUUAUUACCAACAUAUACA